AUGAGAAGUGAUAAUGAGACAUAUGUGGUAGGUUUUACCCUCCUUGGACUCUUUCCGGGAACAAGGCACAUUAGUCUCCUGAUCUGCAUCAUUCUCCUUGUCUACAUUGUUGCCGUCACAGGAAACACUGGUCUGGUCCUUCUCCUCUUACUGGAUUCCCACCUCCACAGCCCAAUGUACUUCCUACUCAGUCAACUCUCUCUCAUGGACAUCUCACUUAUUUCCACCACUGUUCCCAAGAUGCUUACCAACUUUUUCUCAGGGACAUCAGAUAUUUCAUACAUUGCCUGUGGGAUUCAGAUCUAUUUCCAUUCUGCCCUUGGAGGCAGUGAAUGUAUCUUGCUCACUCUGAUGUCUUAUGACCGAUAUGUAGCUAUUUGUAAUCCCUUGAGGUAUGUGACCAUUAUGAAUUCUGAGGUUUGCUUGCAGAUGGCCAUUGUGUCCUGGGCAGGGGGAGCAUUUAAUGCCCUAGUCCAAACCACAUAUACCAUGCAUUUUCCCAGAUGUGGUUCAAGAGAAGUCCACCAUUUCUUCUGUGAGCUACAGGCAGUGCUUAAACUGUCAUGUGAAGACACAUCAAUUUACGAGAAAGUGGUGUUCAUAAUUGGAAUUGUGUUCCUUCUCACACCCUUUGGCCUCAUUCUGGCCUCCUACAUUUUUAUCUUCCUCAGUGUUCUCCAUCUAAAUUCCACCAAGGCAAGGAAUAAAGCUCUCGCUACUUGCUCUUCCCAUAUGAUGGUGGUGUUUCUCUACUUUGGUCCAACCAUGUUCAUCUACAUGAUUCCCAGUGCCUUGCACACCUCAGAGCAAGAUGAGAGUCUCUCUAUAUUCUAUACCAUCCUCACCCCCAUGUUGAAUCCCCUCAUAUACAGUCUAAGGAACAAGGAGGUGGGAGAGGCUCUGAGGAAAGUUUUGGGCAAAUCUUGA
Molecule: messenger RNA, 927 nt
Organism: Chrysochloris asiatica (Cape golden mole)
Lineage: Eukaryota; Metazoa; Chordata; Mammalia; Afrosoricida; Chrysochloridae
Product: olfactory receptor 2M2-like
Exons: 1
Coding region: 1-927 (308 amino acids)
Biological process (GO): G protein-coupled receptor signaling pathway
Cellular component (GO): membrane
Molecular function (GO): G protein-coupled receptor activity; olfactory receptor activity
Source: RefSeq, a predicted model, not a curated record